Cooperia oncophora is the source of this 1908-nucleotide messenger RNA. The record is from the annotation of a GenBank genome assembly. NCBI's taxonomy places the organism in Eukaryota, Metazoa, Nematoda, Chromadorea, Rhabditida, Trichostrongylidae.
AUGAAUGGAUAUUAUCUGGGACAGGAACGAGAAAGUCAUGAAGGACCUUCAUACAAAUGGAAAGGCCUUCAGGCGUACUUCCAGGUUGAAACGCUUGAACGCUCUUGGGCUGUACUAUGCGAAGUUUGGAAAGAUCGUAAUGAACUGUAUAACGAAAAUCUUGACUGCCAAAGGUGGAAGCAGAAUGCUGCUCAGCUUGAGCAAUGGUUGCUUGAAAGGGAGCGACUGCUCGGUGACGACUGGCGCCAUCGUGACUUUGACGAUUUCUUAGUAACGUUGGAUGCCCAGGGUGAUCGCUGUGACAUGGUGAAACGUCUUACUCUGAUUGAGCAAAACUUCAGUCGGCUCAGGAAGAAGGAGGUUGAGCGAUCUCGUAUAGCCGAAGAAGAUCAAAGGCGCCGUGAUACGAUCAAGGUCGUCGAGAAAGGACAGAUUCUUGCCAACAGACGGCAAGAGAGAGAAAGAAGAAAGACUCAGGAGAUUUCUCUUCUGCGACCGAGCUCAAAUGAUGACUUUUCAAGUCAAACACUGCCGAGAAAGGUGGAUAGGCCAGAAAGAAGCAAAACAACAACAGUUGGCGAUUCGAUAGUGGUAGGAGGUCCAUCGACCGUUGUCGCCUCAGCUGUGAAUGCCCCACAUAUUUCGGCUGUUGACGUGGAUAUGAGGAAGACGCCAUCGUUCAAUACCAGACGCGGCCAUUCUGUCUCCAGAAAUAGCACUAGCCGUUGGGAAGACCUGGGUGCUAUCGAUAUGAGAGGUUUUGUUGACCGGAAGCAGGACCUUCAAAGUGGAAGUAAGAGGGCAACGAUACGAUCAUGGAAGAAUUACUAUACCAUUUUGUGUGGACAAUUGAUGUGCUUCUUCAAGGAUGAAUCGUCGUUCUACGAGAACAUUGCCGCUGCACCCCCUGUCUACAUUUACGGUGCACGAUGUGAACCGUUCCCAGAAUACGUCAAGAGAAAGCAUGCUUUCCGGCUGGCAACCCAAGAUGGUGCAGAGUACAUUUUCGCCUGCAGCGAUGAGCGACAAAUGCUUGAAUGGGUGGCCAAAGUGAAGUUCCAUGCUGAUCUCGCCCCUAGCAACCAACUGAAGUCAUACGCCUAUCAUGUUCUCUUACAGCAGCAGAGGCAACACCUUUGCCACCAUUACGACGUUACGACGCUGGUUCACGAUCCAGUGACGAACUUACCUCCGGUGCCAAUGCGUCGCAGCAUUCGCGACGACUCCCGUCCGACUUCACGAGUAUCGGCCUUUGAUGCGUACGAUGGUGCGCAACAAAACUCGGCUAUUCGUACAAGCGCUGGACAAUACGAUGAAUACAAUUCACUCCCUCGUGGAGCCUCAAUAGCCGUAGAAACGUCUCUUCGUCUCUCCUCAACGCUUCCACGAGGCAACCGUAGUGGUCAACCUAUUCGAGUUGAUUCCUUCAAUUCGCUGAAUAGCUCUACUUCAACUAUGCCAGUACUUUUCGAACCACGAAAAGCAACGGUAGCACGACGCCCCAGUAGACGUCAAUCAAUCUACGCAGAAAGCAUCUAUGGUGAUAUGGAUGAAGUAGUGGAGGUCGUGGAGGUCGUUGAAGGAGCUGUUGAAAACGGAGGUGUGUCAAGCUCCCUCACAUCACCGCCUUCUUUGCCUCCAUCAUCCUCCAAUGGUUAUACGGAUACUUUGACAUAUCAAGAACACACGACGUCAACAUAUGCCCGUGAAACACCGCCACAUGGCCGCGAAGGACGAGUGACGGAAAGCGUCGAGUUCAUCUCAUGGGUGGAGAAUAAUCAGCCGUAUGGAAGGCAAACUCCUCCUCAAUCAGUGACACCAACAUCCCACCAUGACACCGAGUCGUUGAAGAGCGAAAAGAAGCGGUUCUCGCUGUUUGGUAAACGAGGAUCGAAGUCUCACAAGUGA